UAUGCAUACAAGUAACUUAAUUGUGAUGAUUGUUAACAGGCCUGCACUUCUGUAGGUUUAGAUUUCAGGACAUGAAGAACCAAAAAAUUAUUCAGACUCAUGUCAAAUAAUCAACAUUAUAAUCUGGAUAUCUCCAUGUUUGCAGAACUGGCUCCUAUUUUUGACAGUGUUAAUAAGAUUUGCUGGAUAUUAACCUGUAUGAAAGGGUGGAAGUAAUAAGACAGCACUGUAUGACCUAUAUUACAUGCAAUCGCUGGUGACUGGAGACCAAAACAUGUAUGAGUGCCUCCCUCAUGGUGACGAUGGUCCCAUAGCUCAACCUCCUGCACUCUGUAUGCGUGUGCGCAACAUGAGUUUGCAUACGCAGCUCCAAAUAUGACCUACUAUUCUAGAAGUGUGUUUCAACUGCAAUCUCUAGCUUCACUCAUAUCACUCUCUGCUCUCUGCUGUGACACAGUCAUGUAUGUGAGGUUUGCAGCGGGUUGCACACACGUUUCCUCUGCAGAAACAUGAUGAAAUGGCUCGUGUUGUUUUUGGUAGAAGUGGGAGGAGCAACAGCGUGAUCAUAACAGCAGAUCUACAGACGCUCUGCGCAGACCCUGUUGGAGGAUACAGUGUGCUCAGAUCAGCGGUGCGCCGCAUUUAGCUCCCCCCGUCCUCUCUAAGCGUUUUUCACCUUACUCGACCCCUCUGCUCGCUUGUCCUCUACAUGCUCCAAACCUCCCCACUAACCGGGCCGUCGACAUGGACGGAGUCGCUUCAUAGCCGCAGCAGGGUCGGUGGGGCUCUCAGGUUAUUCGCAUGGCCGGAGCAUGCUGCAAGUGUCCAGUCUCUCUGUCCGUGUUCAAGCGCUCUUUCUCGGUGGCGCCGCGGGGCAGCGGGUCCGCUCCUCGGUGCCUCCUGCCGGGCCGGAGGCUGGGGGAGCGGGGCCUUCAGGAGGCCGCCCGACCCUCCAGCGUCUUCAGACCUGCAGGCUUUUACCGACACACGACCUUCUUCUGUCUCUCCUGCCAGGAGGCCAUGACGGAGAGUCUGCGGACCUGCUAUCUGUACCUGAACCAGACCAGUAGGAGCUUUGCAGCUGUGAUCCAGGCGCUGGACGGGGAGCUGAGACAUGCCGUUUGUAUUUUCUACCUGGUGCUGCGAGCACUGGACACAGUGGAGGACGACAUGACCAUCCCUCUGGAUAAGAAGGUUCCCAUGCUGAACGACUUCCACACCUACCUGUACCAGGAUGAGUGGUGCUUCACAGAGAGCCAGGAGAAGGACCGACAGGUUCUGGCAGAUUUCCCCACGAUAUCACUGGAAUUCAGAAACCUGGCUCAGGAAUACAGAGACGUCAUCUCAGAUAUCUGCCACCGUAUGGGAGUCGGAAUGGCUGAAUUCCUGGAAAAGAAAGUGGGAUCCAUGAAGGAAUGGGACCUGUAUUGUCACUACGUGGCGGGGCUGGUGGGUAUCGGUCUGUCCCAGCUGUUCUCUGCGUCCCAGCUGGAGGACCCCGAGGUGGGGCGCGACACCGAGCUGGCCAACUCCAUGGGCCUGUUCCUCCAGAAGACCAACAUCAUCCGAGACUAUCUGGAGGACACGCAAGAGGGACGUGCCUUCUGGCCACAAGAGGCUUGGAGUCAGUUUGCCAAUCGGCUGGAGGACUUGGCUCAGCCUGAGAAGCUGGAGUCGGCUCUCUCCUGCCUCAAUAUGCUGGUCACUGAUGCUCUGCGACAUGUACCCGAUGUUAUCGCCUACCUGUCCCGCCUGCGCAACCAGAGCGUCUUCAAUUUCUGUGCCAUUCCACAGGUGAUGGCAAUAGCUACACUGUCGACGUGCUACAACAACCCCAUGGUGUUCCAGGGAGUGGUGAAGAUCAGGAAGGGACAGGCAGUCACACUCAUGAUGGAAGCCACCAACAUGACAGCUGUGCAGACCAUCAUCUCCCAGUACAGCCAGGAGAUUCUACAGAAGGUCUCCCUCACGGACCUGUCGCGGGACAAGACCCUGCACAUCCUAGCUGUGAUCCAAGAGAAGUCCGCCCUGUCACAGUCCAGCCUCCCCUCCAGGACCCCCCACCUGUCGCCCAUGUACCUGUCUGCCGCCAUGCUGCUCGCCGCUCUCAGCUGGCAGUACCUUAGCACCACCGCAGCACAGGCACAGGGCACUGGAGACAUGCAGGGACAGUGAACUCAUCCAUCCUCACCUUUUCCGGGGGGCCCACAGACUCAGAAAGCCCCUUUGCCCACUCUGGAGGUGUGGAUCUCCUCUGACUGGAGGAAUCUGAAGCCCUUCUUCCCUCUUUGCCCUCUUGAUUAUGGCCGUUACAGGACCAUGGACAUGUGUAGACUGUGGACGGUUUCUGGUAGCAGGCUGGUCUCUUUAGGUUGUGUGACAGUUAUUUUGAGUAGUCCAUCCUGCGUCUGGAUAAAUGAUUCCCACACAGUGUUGUGUGGUUAAUUCACCAGCAUAAAUGGCACAUUGACAAUUCAGGGUGUUUUGUUGUUUGAUGUAAUUUUAUUUGUUGUUUGAUUUGUUUAAAACAUUUUGACCCAUACUUCAAUACUUCAAUACUUCAAAUUACAAAUGUGAGUUUGUCUGGAACCUCUAAGUUUAUUUUCGAUAUCCAAGGAUAGACUUACCACCAAUCAGAGCAACAGAAUGACAAGCGCUGAGUGACGAACAAAUGUAAACAGACUACAGCAUGCAGAGAUGAGCGGGUGUUGCUGUUUGACGUGAUCGAGGCUUCUAACACAACGUCUCACAUUAGCAGCAGGCAUCUUGGUUGUUUUUGAAAAAGCCUCCAUAGUGCAGCUCUUUAUUAAUCUAGGUUUAUGCUCACUAUUGUGUCCCUGGCGCAAAGGUGCACAAGCCAAAAAUGAUGUUGUUGAAGGCUCUGCCAGUUGUAAAUCACUGACUCAAGACCAGAGACCAGACUGGAAUCACAACAGCACCUUUUGGGGGAAAGAAACGCGCUUUCACGUCAGAAGAGAAACAACAAAAUGCCAAAAGCUGUUGUGUAGCAGGUUAUAACUGAGGCUAAGAUCUGAGGCACAUGAGAUACGUGAAUCUUCACUGUCAGUGUCGAGAAUCUCUAAAUGAUGCUGGUGACAGUUAAACCUGAAGGACAGGGAAGUUAGUAGUUUUAUUUUCCACCUAAAGUGUGCUGAACUGGUGAAGUGCACAUGACAUGACACUGCCCAUUUCAGGAUUUUGGUGAACAUAGUCACCAAACUCUGUUAAGUUUUUCUUUUAAUUUUGUGUCAAAUCUUCAUAUUUUUCAUGUCAAAGCUGGCUUAAUAUUCCACUUGUUAUGUUUCCACAGGAGAAACACUCAAAUGAAAUUCAUCACAGUGCACUUUACAGCAAAUGCACUGCGUGUUAGCGUAGAUGACGUGGACAGCAUCCACUCACAGUAGAGCUUUAUUUCACCUUUAUGUCUGUGUUCUGUUUCUGUUGUUUUGAAAUAGCUGGAAAAAAAGGAAAAAAAAAAAAUCCAAGGUAGUUUUGACAUGGACUGUUUAAAAUGAACGAGGGAGAACAAAUGUAAUUUCUGCUACAUUUGAUACAUAAAAAGAUGCACACUGAGAAUGCUAGCUAAAGUGUCCUUAACACAGCUUUGGUGAGUAGAAAGGCUAGCACACAGUAACCUUGUACAGAACCAAAGGAGAGCUACAAACAUUGCUAUGUAAUGUGACAUUUUGAUUUGUACAUAUUUGAACAAAUAAAGAGGUUGAAAGAAUUUGAA
Molecule: messenger RNA, 3733 nt
Organism: Epinephelus fuscoguttatus (brown-marbled grouper)
Lineage: Eukaryota; Metazoa; Chordata; Actinopteri; Perciformes; Serranidae
Gene: fdft1
Product: farnesyl-diphosphate farnesyltransferase 1
Exons: 7
Coding region: 802-2175 (457 amino acids)
Biological process (GO): cholesterol biosynthetic process; farnesyl diphosphate metabolic process
Cellular component (GO): endoplasmic reticulum membrane
Molecular function (GO): squalene synthase [NAD(P)H] activity
Source: RefSeq, a predicted model, not a curated record